Molecule: messenger RNA, 477 nt
Organism: Saitoella complicata NRRL Y-17804
Lineage: Eukaryota; Fungi; Ascomycota; Saitoellomycetes; Saitoellales; Saitoellaceae
Product: Acylphosphatase
Exons: 2
Coding region: 38-322 (94 amino acids)
Molecular function (GO): acylphosphatase activity
Source: RefSeq, a predicted model, not a curated record
CUCCACCGAACCCCAAUCUCAGUUAGCCAUCAAAAUCAUGUCACGGGUCGCUUUCGAAGUCUUCGGAAACGUCCAAGGCGUCGGUUUCCGUCAAUUCACUAUCGAUCUCGCCAAGUCAAUCGGUGGGAUUACCGGGUACUGUCGUAACACGAGCAAUGAUACUGUACAGGGCGAAGCACAGUCGACCAAUCCGGCCAUUCUUAAGGAUUUCGUUAAGGGGUUGUAUGAGGGUCCUGGGCGGGUGGAUGAUGUGAAGCAGAAGGAAAUUCAGCAGGUGUCCGGAGAAACUGGAUUUGUCCAGAAGUCAACGCUUCGUCAUUGAAGUAUGAUAAUUGGCAAGGUUUAUCAAAAGUAAUUGUAGAAGCAAAUAACCAGCAGCUGCAGAGCGCAGCUGCGAGGGCCCGUGUCUCUUUGGGGAGGAUGGUGGGGAUGCAACGUUGUACGAUACAGGAGAGUCAGCAUAGCGCUCCUAGGCAU